Molecule: messenger RNA, 2679 nt
Organism: Closterium sp. Naga37s-1
Lineage: Eukaryota; Viridiplantae; Streptophyta; Zygnematophyceae; Desmidiales; Closteriaceae
Source: the annotation of a GenBank genome assembly
AUGACCGUCCAUCAUGCGUCGGCGCUACUCGUAGCGGCCAUGGCGGCUCUUCUCCUCUGCUCGGCACUGCCAGCGGCAGCGGACGCGUCCGUCAUGUUCCGCUCUUCCCGCCGCCUCACAACCUCCCCGAGCCUCGGUAUGUUCGCCCUUCCGCAAUCGUGGUUUCGUGGCGGAGCGACCGCCGGUGCGCAGGAGGAACGCUCGCUGAUCGAGCAGGCCAGCUCGGGCGCAGGCGGCACAGACGUCGGGCAAGGACCCACCGACGCCAGUGCCGGCGCAGGCGGCGCAAACGGCGCAGGCGAAGCACCCGCCAACGGUGGAGGCAGCGGCGGAGCGACAGACCAAGGCCCCACUGGCGGUGGUGCAGGCAGCGCAGGCGCUUCCGCUAACCAAGCCCCCCCCGACGCCGGCGCAGGCGGCGGACCCACUGGCGCCAGUGGCGCUGGUGGCGCAGGUGCCAGCCAAGGACCCGCCAACACCGGCGCAGAUGGUGCAGGCGUCGGGCAAGGCACCCCGUCCGACGCAGGCGAAGCAAGCGCCAACGGCGGAGUUGGUGGAGCGACAAACCAAGGGCCUACCGGCAACGCAGGCGGCGGAGGCGCCAACCAAGGACCCCCGGACGCUGGCGCAGGCUCUGGCGAAGGACCCGCUAACGCCGGCGCAGGAGCAGGCGCAGGAGCAGGCGCAGGCGCAGACGCCAACCAAAGGCCCACCGACGCUAGUCAGCCGGAUGCCGCCGUGGCGCAUGGCGGCGGGAGUCGCGCGGAGCCAUCGUCGGGAGUGCGCAUGCGGGACUUGGUGGUGUGGCGGGCCGCCAAGUUCCAACUGAAGGGGCGCGAAGCCCAGACGCACAUGGCGGCUGGCAAGGCCAAGGCGGCCGAGGCGCAUUUCCUCGCUUCGGCGCUGGAGAAUGCAACGGACGGGGAGGCUUGGUCCGGCCUGGCGCGCAGCUGCGUGGAUCAGAUGGCGUUGGUGGCGGAGAGCGUGGAGGAGGCAGCGGGGAUGAUCUCGAGCGGCGGCGAGGACGUGAAUCUGCCGCGCAUCCACCUCUCCAACGCCGUCACGCUCGCGCUCGACUGCGCCGAGGGAUUCGACCUCUUCGCGCCGGGCAGCUCCCGCGACCCGCGCGUCAAGGCGCUCCAGGAGGCAGCGAUGGAAGCUCGUGCGUCGGUGAUGGAGGCGCUGGGGCGAGGAGCGGACAUGGCGGCCAUGAUCGCAGCAGGCGACGACAGCGCUGCCGCUGCCGCCGUGCCCUCGCCCACUCGCCGCCGCCUGCUGCAAGCCACCGUCACUGGUACAGGCACAGCCGGUGCCAUCACGGUGGCAGACCCGCACAACUCCAUCCCCGAAACCAGCACUACCGGCAAUCCCGGCACCACUCCUGGCAAUCCCGGCAUCAUGCCUGGCGGCGGCAGCCCCACCUCAGCCAACAACACUGCUGGGGUCCCUGGCGUGCCCUUCAACACCACCGGCUGGAUGCACCCUGGCGGCCCCAGCCCUCCCCCGCCACCCUCCCCUCCCCCUUCUCCGCCUCCUUCUCCCCCUCCCUCUCCCCCUCCUCCUUCUCCCCCCCCUCCUUCCCCUCCUCCUUCUCCCCCUCCCCCUUCGCCUCCCCCUCCGUCUCCCCCUCCGCCUUCCCCUCCCCCUCCUUCACCUCCUCCCCCUUCCCCUCCCCCUCCCUCGCCGCCUCCAUCCCCUCCUCCGCCACCUCCCUCCCCUCCCCCUUCCCCGCCCCCAUCUCCUCCGCCGCCUCCCCCACCGCCCGCUCCGCGCAUCACCCCCACGGUCACCGUGGCACAGGACGGUUCAGGGAAUUUCCUCACCAUUCAGGCUGCGGUCACGGCUUACCCGAAGGGGUUCAAGGGGCGCUAUGUGGUGUUUAUCCAGCCGGGCUUUUACCGUGAGAAGGUGCUCGUUAACUCCACCUGCAAGAAUGUCACGUUGCUGGGGACCGGCGCCGCCUCCACUGUGAUCUCGUGGUAUGACAACGCCACUGCCGGCACCGGCACCUUCCAGACUCCCACUGUUGCUGUGGACGGUAGUGGCUUCGUGGCCAUCGGCAUUCGCUUUGAGAACACGGCAGGAAAGGCUGGGAACCAGGCAGUGGCAUUCAGGCUGACGGGCGACAACGGUGCCCUGUAUGAGUGCGAGUUCAUUGGAUGGCAGGACACGCUCUACGUGCACGGCGGGCGGCAGUACUACCGCAACUGCUAUGUGAACGGGUCGGUGGACUUUGUCUUUGGCAACGGCGCGGCUGUCCUGGACAACUGCACGUUUGACAUCCGCCCACACACCAACGCGCCACUCACGGCGUCGGGGCGAACCAACUACACGGAGAACACGGGCAUCGUGAUCCUCAACUCCGUCAUCAAAGGCGACCUCGUCAACAAGACGUACCUCGGCCGCCCCUGGAAGCCCUACGCGCGAGUGGCCAUUAUCAACACCACAAUCAGCAAUGUGCUGAAUACAAGUGGCUGGCUGGACUGGGGCGGUAUAGUGUACAGCACUUCUACUUUCAUCGAGCAAGGCAACAGUGGGCCGGGGUCUGUGGGGCCGCGCAUAGCAUGGGCAACGCCAGGCAUCGUGACGGACGCUGCCCAGGUCGCCAUGUACUACCCCAACACCUUCCUCGCCCCCUUCUCCUCCAUCGCCAACCUCAUUCCCUUUUCCUGGCUCUAG